Phytomonas sp. EM1 is the source of this 1776-nucleotide messenger RNA. The record is from the annotation of a GenBank genome assembly. Lineage: Eukaryota; Euglenozoa; Kinetoplastea; Trypanosomatida; Trypanosomatidae.
AUGUUACGCCUUCAGGUCCGGACGAACGAACGCCGCUCGGUGAUCGCCGCGCGGUUGCAGGCGAGCGUCCUGCGCGGCAGCCUCGCGCGCGUCGACGGCGGCGAGACGUUCGCCACCACCUCGGCCUCCUUGGCCACCGACGCCGUCGCGCGGAAGAUCGCGGAGUCCGAUCAGGCCUUUUUCCCGAGAUUGCGGCAGUUUCUCGAGGAAAACCCGUUUUGUGAUACCGUGGUGCUGCUGCAGCGAUCCUUCGACGCCCCGUCCUUUCAGGAGACGAAGCGACGGCUGCUGCAAAGUUAUCAUGGAUUGGUGCCGUUGAUUCACUACCACCACGGCACCCUUUCGGUGGUGUUGAAGGAGUUCGGGAUGAAAUCGAUCGACGAGAUCGCCGCGGAGCUCACCGGGGAGCUCCAUCACCUGCGCUCGCCCCAAGGCCCCCGACGGAAGGAUUCCGCCACGGCUCCUUCCUCUCAAAGUAUCACCUCCUUGCCCUCGGUCGAGCCGGCAAAGCCGGAGCUCGUGGAUCGACACUCCACCAUGGUGAAGUCGACUCCAACGAGCAGUGAUACCACCAUCGUCUCACCGUAUCUCAAAGAACAGGAAGAGAUGAGGAUGGAUCGGGGGUUUUCAGCGCAUUCGCGCCCGGAUAGGCGCCUCCUCGCCGGGGAAAUCAACCCCACCGCGGCGGCGACGAAGGACGUGCAUGAAGGGAAAGCGGAAGCAGGGAGGUCUUCGGAUGGGUUACCCCCCUCCGAGGCGGGGAUUGGGAUCCGGAAGCCGCAGGAGCAGCCGCGCGACCAAACCCAACAGCCGCACCCUUUUUUCCCCGCGUCUUCCUCGCUUCAUCACGAUACGCCUUUGGCGGCACCGCCGGUUUUACCCUCCCCGACGGCGUCGGAUUUCCCGCCGAGCUCCCGCGCGGGAUCCACCACCGGGGGGGGGUCGACCAAAUCCUCCACGAAUUCCAAAGCGGGGAUCCCCCCUGACGGCGGCGGCGGAUCCUCCGCGCGGAAUGGAUGGGAUGCGCUUCUGGAAGGGAAGCGUCGUCGGUUGAUGCGCGUUGCCUAUGGCGGGAUCGCGCAAGGGGUGAUUCCGCUCGAUCCUCAAUAUCGCCAGCGCGUGCGCGUGUUGCGAGGGAAAUACCACAACCAGCACGUGUUGUUAACGAUUGAGUGGGAGAUUUUUUUCGUGCUCUACUUUGAGCGGGUGCGCUCGUUAGGGAGCACGAAACGAACGUUAAUGCUCGUUCAUCCGGUGUUGUGUGGGUUCACUCCGAUGCUCGCGGAGGAGGACGCCGCCGCGUCGAACGUCGGCGAUUCCAAACGGAAAAAAUCGGAGGCCGCGCUUGGGAAGCGGUUGGUGAUACGAAUCGAGCGCCCGUACAGCCCAGAUGAGGUCGGGGUCUCUGAAGAGGUGUUGAUGCGGCAGUUAAACACCAACAUGCAGCAGUUGAUGGGGUCUGGUAAGACGAAGAAAGGCCUCCCCGCCGGGGGCGACGUCGAAACGAGCAGCAAUGUAAGCGGGGCCGAAAACAAGGAGGUGCGGGAUCAGCUCUUGAAUCGGUUUCAACUCUCGUUGACGCUGGAAAUCGACUCGGAGAGCCGUCGCGACGCCGCGGCCGCGGUGAAGACCCUCAACGGUAGCGUCCGACGCGCCACGGAGGCGUUGUACAAGUCGAUGCUCGCGGCAAACGUCUCUGGCGGCCCUAUGAUCAACGGCGCGGACGCCAAUGCGAUCUUUCCGAAGCCGUUAGCCACGAUGCCAACCGUGCCUUAA